Molecule: messenger RNA, 1897 nt
Organism: Chondrus crispus (carragheen)
Lineage: Eukaryota; Rhodophyta; Florideophyceae; Gigartinales; Gigartinaceae
Exons: 2
Coding region: 1-1128 (375 amino acids)
Biological process (GO): stabilization of membrane potential; potassium ion transmembrane transport
Cellular component (GO): membrane
Molecular function (GO): potassium ion leak channel activity; calcium ion binding
Source: RefSeq, a predicted model, not a curated record
AUGGCCCAUGGGGACUAUUCCGAGGCGACGCCUCUCAUCAACACAGCGACGAGGACAGACAUUCCUGACGGAACCGGCGAUGAUCAGUUGGCCACUACAGGCCGAAAGCGGGCCGUGCAAGCUCUGAAACGCGCGAGGACGAGAUUAUAUCCCGACGCCCCGGUCGGACAGACAGGCAUUGACAAAGUUUGUCAAGAAAUUGAAGAAGGCGAGAAAAGCUCUAACCGUUUUUUCUGGAUUGCCUCGUUCUUCAUCCUCAAUCACAUUAUUGGGGGGGCUGUCACGCUCCACUUUUUGGAGGGAUGGUCGUUUUACGAUUGCUUUUACUUCUGUAUUGUGACGACCACAACCGUCGGGUACGGUGAUAUCACACCGAAGAGCUCGGUAGCUAAGCUGUAUGUUAUUUAUUAUGUCAUCGUAUCCAUUGGGUUGGUGUCGACGAUGCUUUCAUAUCUCAUUGGGUUACUCCUCGACCGGCAGGAAGAGGUUCUACUUGCCGCUAUCGUCAGAGAUCGUGACGAGGACCCAGUCUCAGAGAUGCGCACAGCGGAUGGUUCCGUCGACGUCGAAGAGCCGCCCUCCACCGCCAGCAUUAAUGAACGCAUUAUGAAUGCAACAAAAAGCUUGGACAUUUCCGACUACUGCGGCCUCGGGUUCGCAGUUGGGUUCCUCGGCCUUGCGUUGGCGGUUGGAAUGUUGGUUUUUAUGGGACUCGAAAACCUCGCACCAAUUGAUGCGGCCUAUGCGACGAUCAUUUCGGCGUCCACAGUUGGAUUCGGAGACUAUGAACCCACAAGAAACAGUACCAAAGUGAUCAUGACAGUGUGGCUGUGCUUCUCUACCAUUGCAGUUGGUAAGCUCGUUGCAGACUUCACGGACGCCAACGUGAAAGCAAAACAAAGAGACGUGAGUCGUCGCCUUCUGACUGCGACAAUGAACGUGGAGAGCAUUCGCAAUUUAGACAUGGACAAGGAUGGCUCUGUCGACAAGUGCGAGUUUCUUACCCAAAUGCUCGUGCGCAGCGGAAAGGUGGAACAGAAGGACCUCGACGCGAUUUUACUCCGCUUUGAUCAACUUGACAAAAAUAGCAAUGGAGAACUGUCCGCAGCGGAUUUGGAGACAUCAUGAUCUACAGGGUUUAGGUCACACCGAAAGGAAUGGAAUGGAGGAUAUAUCUGCUUGUAUGCAAUAAAAUGAAAAACGGAAGGUGACAGAGCAUUUGAAGUAGCAUUGAGGCCUUUUUCCGAGAUUUGUCGAAAGCAUUGGUUUCGUUGGGACGUAGGGCCAAUAUCUUGGUCGAGUGGCAAAGGCAGUUAUAAGUCUGAUUCAAAGAGAAAGGAGCCAGCUCAGUCGUGGACACUGCGACCCGUGACCGGUAGCCCGUGCUCAGGUGACAAAUCAAAACAAGACGAGUAUCUCGUUUCUCAGAUACCCAGACGACGUUCUGUUCUAUUUCUUUUUCCGCUCUUCCGCCGUCCUUCGAUACACUUCAUAACGCAGAUUGAUGAACUGGUAUUACGAGUUGGACGGGAUGAAAGGCAGACGGGGUGGUAAGACGCGUUGAAGCAUGGGGAAGAUUGAGACUGACGUGGAACAUAAUGGUGUAACCAUGCCUGUGGGCAAAGAACUGACCAGUACAAGGCAGCUUUUGGUCAUGGGGAUUAAGACCGACAAGUGUAAGCAGGGUGCACUAUCGAAAUGAAAAAGAAUGAGGAGAGUUGUCGUUGUCCAACCGAACGUCUGACAUGAUGCAAGCGAAGCAGAAUUGCAACGGGUUAUGAUCGAGACACGUCGGAAAGUAACAACGAAAGUCCAAAAUCUGACACAAUACCUUUCAAAAAUUGCGCUUCCCAAAAAAAAAAAAAAAAACCCGCGUGUGCGAUCCGCCUGCGCGCCA